Messenger RNA from Chaetomium strumarium, 897 nucleotides. RefSeq lists its product as uncharacterized. The record is from RefSeq and is a predicted model, not a curated record. The coding region runs from base 1 to 897 and encodes 298 amino acids. The transcript is spliced from 4 exons. NCBI's taxonomy places the organism in Eukaryota, Fungi, Ascomycota, Sordariomycetes, Sordariales, Chaetomiaceae.
AUGAACGGAUCUUCGAGCUCUGUUGCUACGGGCGGCGCCGGAAACAUCGGCGUUGUUGGCAGUGCAGCAGCCGCCGGUGUUGGUGGUGGUGGUGGAGGCGGCGAUGACAAUCGUGGUCGCCAGUCCCCGGGGUUAGCGGAUGGAUAUUACCGAGCGGAGACUUCUAACGCCAGCUUCGCCGUAUUCAACUACGAUUAUCGUACGCCUCAAAGCCUUCUCCACGCGCAAGCCAAUCUCAAGUGUGAAUCAGCUAUCAUGAUGUGGGAGGAAGAUACCUACCAGCGCUACGCCGACAGUUACGAAUGUCGAGAUACGAAAUCUUUGGCUCUGGACACCAUCGAACCUCCAGAGCUGGCCAGAUGCCGUGAGAUCCAGGCGGACGCCUCGGCAUACCAGUCGCUCCAGUCCUCUCUCCAGGUCAUGGGCUCAACCUGGCCAAAGUGUGGUAGUAAGUCGAAACCGGAGAGACGAGACGAACGAAGAGACGAGACGGAGAAAAGAGUCCAGAGGAGGGAGUUCGAAAAAGCGAGACCGGGAGACCGAGAGCCGGGAGGGACGACGAGCGAGAGAGCGAAAGCGACCGGCGACCGAAACUCACGACCCUGGGGCGCUGGGGUCCGCUUCGUACAUCAGAAGCCGGCCCAAGGCAAACCAGUAAAACAACGCCGCAAGGUGGUCCUCGCCCUGGCAAGCCUCCGCAUAGGCGGCCUCGAUGUCCGCCCGCAAUCGCCGGUUGUCGUACCGGUGCUGGGCGGAGUCCAGGGCCCCGAACGUCAGGGUGGCCACGUGCUCCCAGAGGAGCCGGUCCGUCGGGUCGUCGCCGGCGGCACGAACCAGACGUCUGCGCAUCUCGGCGCAGAAGACGAUGGACCGGGGCGCACCGGCCAACGACGAUGA